AUGAAAUUCUUGGUAGUGUUGUUCGCUGUCCUUGCUGUGACCGUAGCCUCCAGUUACGUCCAAAAAACUGUCACUUACACUCAUGAAGAACCGACCUACGUAGCCCCUGCCCGUGAAUCCUCAGUUGUUUCUGCCGGCCAUGUUGUUGCUGCUGCCCCUGUGGCCGCUGCUGCAGUAGCUGCAUCGCCCUUCGUAGCCGCAGCUGACGCCGUCCACCACGCUGCUCACCAUGGACACAACUCUGGCUUUCCUCUUUAA
Messenger RNA from Arctia plantaginis, 258 nucleotides. The record is from the annotation of a GenBank genome assembly. Lineage: Eukaryota; Metazoa; Arthropoda; Insecta; Lepidoptera; Erebidae.